This is a messenger RNA of Amphimedon queenslandica, 4394 nucleotides long. RefSeq lists its product as uncharacterized. Lineage: Eukaryota; Metazoa; Porifera; Demospongiae; Haplosclerida; Niphatidae. Gene Ontology annotation, biological process: signal transduction. The transcript has 4 exons. The coding region runs from base 108 to 4361 and encodes 1417 amino acids. Gene Ontology annotation, molecular function: protein binding. The record is from RefSeq and is a predicted model, not a curated record.
GUCUCAUCCCACCCAUCCCAUCCCCAUUUCCCGACUUUGCUUGUCAUUCUCCCCGUUGGAGUGAGAAAGAUAGAACAGUAAAAGACAAGGCAGACUAGUGAUCAAUCAUGGCCGCCUCCUUCAUGAAAGGUCUAAUCUCACCUAAAAUUAGAACAGCGUCCUCAUCGUCAGUAGGGAAUCUGCCAUUGACACCACUAGCAUCUAUAACAUCAUCGGGACCACGGGACCUCAGAGAUAUAACAAAAGAUGGGUCAGAACCUGAAGCAUUGAAAGCUCUCGAAAUUGCACCUGAUGUCAGUGAAUUAACCUUUCCAUAUGGUGCAAACCUGUUACAUUUCGCGGCAAAACGUGGGUGGUGUAAAGUGAUGAAAGAGCUCUUGCACAAGGAUUAUAAAGCUAACUGCGAAGACAACAGGGGCUGGACUCCCUUGCACUAUGCUGUUGUGUACCAUCAGUUAGAAGCUGUCACUUUACUGGUCAGCAGUUUCAAUGCUGACCUAUCGCAUUCCGACAAAAAUGGAAACACACCCAUUCACUUAGCUUGUCAUCAUGGGUACAAGAGCAUGGUGGCAUACAUCAAAGAAAUUGAUCGGUUGGAUUUGGGUGUCAAGAACUCAGAGGGAGACACGCCGUUUCACUUGGCAUGUGCCAUGUUUAAGUACAUGGUGAUGUACCUUUUAGAGAUUGGUAAGGUUGAUCUGAAUUCACUCAAUGUUCUGGGUCAUUCUCCUGUCCAGUCAGCUAUAAGACAGGAGAGAUGGGAAACAGCCAUUUAUCUUGUGAAGGAGCAUGGAUGCAGCCCCUGUGGAGUGGAUCACUAUGGUAACACUCUUCUUCACGAGUUGAGUCGACGAGGGAUGUAUGAUCAAUUAAAGGAGGUGGCUUCAACUGGUGAGCUUUGUUUUUCCAGUCAGAAUAUGGUCGGAGACACUCCUCUUCACAUAGCAUGUUAUCACGCUCACUCCAACAUUGUAGAGUACCUAUUGUUGCAAGACUCCAUUGAUCUUAAUCUCACCAACCAGAAUGGACUUACUCCAGUGGGUGUGGCUUGUCACCAAAGCAACUGGCAGAUUGGGCUCAGGCUAAUAACUGAGUGUGGGUGUAGUCCUGUUGGUACAGAUCAGCAAGGAAACACUUAUAUUCAUGGAGCAUGUAUGACAAAUAAUUUCAAUGCAUUACAGCACAUUGUCUCAAGUGGUUCUGUCUCUUAUACAGUACAGAAUAGGAAAGGUGACAGUCCACUUCACAUUGCUUGUUACAAUGGUAACAUGGAGAUUAUCCGUUUCCUCAUUUCACUUCCUAACUCCACCCAGUGUUGCCGAAACACAGCUGGGGACACACCCCUUCAUUUUGCGAGUAUGGCAGGUCAUGCUGACGUGAUCAAGUUUUUAAUGGAGAACUCUCAUGGUGACAACUUAACACUCAAUAACGCAAAGAACUUACCUCUUCACUUGGCAUGCGAAUAUGGUCAUACUGAAGCUGCCAGGAUGCUGGUAUCUCUUUCACCUUCUCCAAGUGUUCUAAAGCAAGUUAUCGAAUCAAAGAAUGGUCAAGGAAAGACGCCCACAGAGUUUGCUUUAGUUUGUCAGAAGUGGGACACUGCUGUCUACAUGGCUACGUUAUCAGAUAUGUAUGUACCUGCCAUUGAACGUCACUUGCACCUUUUCUGUUCCGAGGGUUACUAUGACCUAAUACGGACUAUAUUUUCGACUCUUAAAGUUGACGUCAACUGUCGGGAUCGUUUUAAGAACACUCCCCUCCAUCACGCCUGCAAAUCUGGUGGAAUCGACAUAAUUAGGUACCUACUACUUGAAGCCAAUGCUGAUGCCACUUGUGCUAAUGAGCUCCAGAAUACACCCAUUCAUACUGCUAGCCUAGAGGGUCACAAUGAUGCUGUCAGUUUACUCCUUGAAACUGAAGGUGUUGAUCCAAAUGUUCUCAACAAAGAGAAGAAUACUCCAUUGCACAUGGCUUGCAGUCGCAGGCACUUUAGUGUCAUUAAAUGUUUAAUGAAGACAGGUCGUGUGGAUCCAUUUAUUGCCAAUAAAGAUGGGAAGACUCCAAUGGAUUCUCUCACUUGUAACUCCAGCCCUCUUUCACCAGAAUGCACCGAGGUGUUACAACUCUUUGAAUCUCUAAAGUCAUUGGCUGUAAAGUACCCGAUACAAUCUUACACAAAAGUCAUCAUUUGUGGGCACUCCAAAUCGGGUAAGAGUUCAUUAGCUAAGGUGCUACUUGAUCGUGGGAGCAACAAGAGACGCUUUUCUCUCAACAUGCUUACCAAGAAAUACGUCACUGGUGUCCAUUUUGACACAUUGGGAAUGAUGCCAAGUGACAUACAGACGCUGGAUCAAGAUAAUAUCAUGUUAUACGAUUUGUCAGGUCAAAUACGUUACCACUCAAGUCAUGUCGCAUAUCUUAAGAGCCUCAAUCGUACCUCUCCAUCUGUCUUUUUGCUAAUGGUUAAUGCCAAAUUGAGUGAAGAGGAAACCAAAGAGCAGUUGAGAUAUUGGUACUCGUUAAUCAUAUCAACAUGCAAUCCAGAUGUAUCUAAAUCAGUCGUAUUAGUGAUUGCUAGUCAUGUCGAUGCAUUGGAAAGGAAAGAUAUUAGUCGUUUAAAGGCCCUUAUUGAUGAAACAAUGAAUGACCAAGAGCAAACCCUCUGCUCUUAUUCUACUAAUCACUUCCUGAACUGCAGUAAACUUGUCAGUAAACGUUUGCUGCCAUUUUUUAAUCUUCUCACUGAGAAUUGCAAGUCAAUUCGUUCCUCCCCUCCUCUUACAUCUGGUGUCAGUCCUUAUGCACAUGCUCUCUUUUCUUUUUUAAGCAAUAGUCUGACGGAGAAAGCAAUCACUCUUGUUAAUUUAGUUCGUAAGAUAUCGUCUGAUGCUUCCUUCAACUUGUUACCGUCCCAGACACAAGUCAUUGAAGAGUUGCUUGUCUCUUUACGUGAUAGAGGAUUAAUAAAUCUCAUCACAUCCAGUGAUCCAUCGUGUACCAAGUGGAUUGUCGUCAACUUGCAGUAUGUGUGCUCUGAUUUGUUGGGGAAUCUUUUUGCUGCUCCAUCAGCUAGUGGAACAGAACAAGGUAUGGCACUACAAGCACAGACUAAUACUGGUAUAAUACCUGUACAUUCACUGGAGGCCAUGUUCCCUGAUUGCCCUAAUAGCAUGGUAGUGGGACUAUUGCAAGGGCUUGAGUUAUGUUAUGAGGUUAAUGUCAAAGCUCUCACUCAAAUACCAAACAACCUCAACACACCUAAAAUCCAAGACAAGAAGCGACGACUUUUCUUUCCUAAUUUCGUAUCACUAGAGGAACCAAAAGCUGAAAAUAUCACUUGUGGGACUGGGUGGUGUCUAGUAAACUCUGCCUCAUUUCCCUUUAUUUCUCUUCACUUGUCUCAUGCUCUUUUACUGAGGUUGCUACGUCAGUAUUGCCUACCUGAUGUCACUCACUCAUUGAGUAACCCUACACCCGUCCUCUCAUUUGAUGUAUGGAAUAGCGGUCUUCGCUGGGUUACAAAGAAAUGUAUCGAAGUCACAGUUAAAGUUUGUAUCAAAUCGCAAAAGAUCACCCUCAGCCUUUCUUAUGCAGAAGAUAAUAUAGUGGAACAUGUGAUGCUUCGAAAUGAGAUCAUACUUUCAAUACGACGUGUCCUUUGUGAUUUAAUUCCAUUAUCUAAAUAUAAAGAAUAUUUUGUUCCAUCAACUCAAGUGAAAGCUCUUAACGAACAUCACUUCAAUAAGUUACAGCUAUAUUGUAUUGAAGAGGUCUCUAAUGCUAUUCUCUCUGGGAAGGAUUGUCUCACAGAAGGUCAAACGGUUAAUCUUACUGACCUGAUUCAUAAUGAUCCAUAUCUUUGUCUCUCUUUGAAACAUUACCAGUUGCUCCAUAAUCCAUCGAUCUCCUCUGAUAGUAUUCCCGGAGAUGUACUUGAUGAGAUGCGUAAGUCCUGUGGCGUCUUUCUCUCAGACUUUCCUGAAAGCAGUUAUGAGUCAGUUAGAGAACAUCUGGAUCAAUUCACUGUUCUCAUGUUAUCUGAAGUUUUUAUGAAAGGUAGUAUACACUAUGAGGCUGAUGCUGAUGAGGAUUGCUGUAUACUCUAUGAUGAUUCCGACUCUUCCUUUCUGGUAAAAGCUCUGAUUGGUGUCAAGGACUGGAAGGAGUUAGGCAGAAGCCUUGGACUGCAGGAUGACUUGUUUGAAGAGAUAGCAGCAAGUGGAGGUUCAUCGCAAGAGGAAAUCAUCAAAAAUUUACUGGCAGUGUGGCUUGAUAAAAAGCGCUCUGGAGUAGCCAGUAGAGAAUUGCUCAAGAGAGCUUUAGAAAAAAUAAAUGAGACAGAAAUAGCUAAUUCACUUUAAAUUUUUAAUUUUUGUUGAUGUGCAGUGUAUACA